AUGCCUCAUCCAUCUAAAAAAAAAAAAAAUUAUCCAGAUGAUAACUUUGAAUGUGAGUUUUUGGAUUUUGGGCCUGAUGUUGACAAAAGUAAUCGUCCAAGUAAUGAUUUUGAUUGCGAAUUUUAUGUCAAUAAGGAUGAAAGCUAUACAACAAGUGAAAAUCAUAGAAAUGCCUUGCUUAAGCUCAUAGAGAUAAAUCUUGGAUUUGAUCCGCCCCCAACAAUUCAUGUGAACACAGCUUAUAAUUAUUUGAAAGCACUUGGUUAUGAAUUUUCUCAAACAAAAAAGAGGAUUUAUGUUGAUGGACAUGAACGGGAUGAUGUUAAUAUAGAAAUAGAGAUGUGGCUGGAGUUAUCUCCUGGAAAAAAACUUUAUAUACUUGUUAUAUAUGAUAAAUGUGUAUUUUCUUUAUAUAAUGAUAUAUGCAGACAUUUAAAGCUAGAUGCAAGCUCUCCAAAUUAUCCCAAGAAAGCAUGUGUUAUUAUAACUCCAGAAUGGUUCCCCGGAGCAGUUGCAGUCUUCGCUUUUGAUAAUGCAACUAGUUAUGCAACUUUUGCACCUGAUACUCUUGUUGCAAAAUGA
Dentiscutata heterogama is the source of this 582-nucleotide messenger RNA. The record is from the annotation of a GenBank genome assembly. Lineage: Eukaryota; Fungi; Glomeromycota; Glomeromycetes; Diversisporales; Gigasporaceae.